Messenger RNA from Haliotis rubra (blacklip abalone), 2045 nucleotides. Its product is annotated as aquaporin-8-like. The record is from RefSeq and is a predicted model, not a curated record. Lineage: Eukaryota; Metazoa; Mollusca; Gastropoda; Lepetellida; Haliotidae. The coding region runs from base 387 to 1337 and encodes 316 amino acids. Gene Ontology annotation, molecular function: water channel activity. Gene Ontology annotation, cellular component: plasma membrane. Gene Ontology annotation, biological process: transmembrane transport. The transcript is spliced from 5 exons.
ACUUAUUCCGAGUUCCUGCUUCCUGCUGGGCUAAGAGGCUGGCUUUUGUGACGUCAUCUUAAUCGCUGCGAGCCUACAGCGAUGUUUAUAACACUAAAUGUUUUGCUGACAAAUUGUGUUGUGAUGUCGUUUACAGAAGAAUGGAUGCGUGAUAAAUUAUUACUGAAACUGUAAACGUAUUGAAAUACCUUCGUUGACCUUAGUCAAGAUGGAUAUCACACAGCGCACACAGAAGUACGAUCUUUAGGAAGUCGUUUACAGAAGAACAGAUUUCUGUUAAAUUAUUACUGAAACUGUAAACGUUUUGAUAUAUAGGACACUGCACCAUUGUAUGAAAACAAUGUGUGAUAGUUUUGAAUGACAAGGAGACCACGGUGAGCUUAUUCAUGAUGGCCAUCACACAGCGCCUAAUGGAACAGAAGUACGACAUUCAGGAAGACGAGAACAUGGAUGACUAUGGGUCUAGUUACGACAGCACCACGAGUAAAGAUGGCAACUCGGCCAAUGGCGAUCAACGACGUUGCUUUAGUCUUACAGAUCAACAAAAGAUAUUAUUUCGCGCCUUGGCGGGUGAGCUUGUUGGGGUAUGUUUUUAUGUGUUUAUCGGGUGUAUGGCUACCCCCCACCCUGAAGGAGUGGACCCUGGAACUAAACACCCGGGAGCAGGAGCUAUACCUGUGGCACUUGCUCAUGGACUGGGUCUGGCAUUCCUCAGCGCUGCGCUGUUGAAGAUCAGCGGUGCCCAUCUCAACCCUGUCGUGACACUGGGUGUGGUGCUGUGUGGCGAGAUGGGCCUGGGGGCAGGGCUGGCGUAUGUGGCCACCCAGACAGUGGCGGGUGUUAUUGGAGCGUCACUCUGCAGGGCCAUUUUACCCGAGAAUGUAUAUAUUGGCAUUAAUGGCGGAGCGCACGUGUUGCAUGUGGGGCCCGGGCAGGGUGUCCUGUGCGAGGCGGUGUUGACAUGCGCAGUCGUCCUCACUUACAUCCUUGCUGUCGUCGACCCCAACACAAAGUCUGACAGAGGACCUAUCGCCAUCGGCUUCUCCGUCGUUGUCUGUACCCUCGCAGGAGUCGCGACAACUGGCGGUUCCAUGAACCCUGCAAGGAGCUUUGGAUCAGCUGUCGCCGUGAGUGCCUACAAUGUUGACGUGUGGAAGUUCCAUUACAUAUACUGGGCUGGACCUGUGUUCGGAGCCGCCAUUGCCGUAUUGUUUUACAGGUUCGUACUUGCAAGCCCUGAGAAACGUCUCGUGGUAUGUGGAUCCAACGGCUAUCAAUUCAAGACUGCUAAACUCUCUCAGAUGACGAGUUUCCCUCAAUCAGGACAACUUAAUUAAUGCAAUAGUUAGUGAGUGAUGCCCUAGCCACAACGACAAACGACUAGCCUAUGCAACAGCGUUAUCUUGCUGGCCUGUCCAAGAGCUUCUGUGAUGAACAGCUGAGGAGAUCAGGGUUGGAAUUGGUCUUCAGUAACCCAUGCUUGUCGUUGGUCACGAAUAACGGGAUCGGGUGGCCAGGCUCGCUGACUUGGUUGACUCAUGUCAUCGUAACCCAGUUGCGCAGAUCGAUGCUCAUGAUGUUGAUCACUGGAUGCGAUUAUUUACUGGCCGUCGUCAUAUAGCUUGAUUAUUGCUGAGUGCGGCGUUAAAACAACAAACAAACAAAACAGCGGAUGACUUCAAAGAGGCCUUUGAGUGUGAAACUCGCUUUAGUUGGAAGCGCUUAUAAAAUUAUACUGCAAGAAAUACACGUAUCAGGAGAUGUGUUGUAGAUACGAACCUACAGUGACGGCUUACGACUGAAUGCUUUUAUCACAAGGAUGUCGUUUCAGCAUAGGCCAGUCGUUUCAUUCCGGAUAAACCGAAUGGUGUUGCAGCUUUGUCUCAAUCGUCUAAAUUCAAAUCCCACUGCUUUUGGCGUGGGUUGGUGCGCUGAAAUAAUAUCAUAGGCAUGAAAAUAUAACGUUUAUGUAGACAAUCGGCAUGAAGCUUAAUUGCUAAAUGAUGUAAGUUUAUGAUGUUAUUAAAUAUAUAUCCAAACGUUAA